Chaetura pelagica (chimney swift) is the source of this 942-nucleotide messenger RNA. Its product is annotated as proto-oncogene Mas-like. Gene Ontology annotation, molecular function: G protein-coupled receptor activity. The transcript has a single exon. The coding region runs from base 1 to 942 and encodes 313 amino acids. NCBI's taxonomy places the organism in Eukaryota, Metazoa, Chordata, Aves, Apodiformes, Apodidae. Gene Ontology annotation, cellular component: membrane. The record is from RefSeq and is a predicted model, not a curated record. Gene Ontology annotation, biological process: G protein-coupled receptor signaling pathway.
AUGGAGCUGAAGCAGACACCCCCACCUUCCUCAUCACCCCCACCGACCACCGAGGGAGAUGACCCGUGCGUGAUAGAGGUCUCUGACAUGGCCAUGGACUGUGUCACUCUGCUCAUCGGGCUCUGUGGGCUGGUGGGCAACGGGGCUGUCCUCUGGCUCCUGGGCUUCCGCAUCCGCAGGAACCCCGUCACCGUCUACAUCCUCAACCUGGCCAUCUCUGACUUCACCUUCCUCCUCUUCAUGCUCACCUCAUCCUUCCUCUACGUGUUGGAUAACGUCAACUGCUCUACUGCCUUCUUCAAGUACCUACAGCUUCUUUUCCUGCUCUCACUCUUCUGCUACAACACGGGCCUGUAUCUCCUCACAGCCAUCAGCAUCGAGAGGUGUGUGUCCGUCCUCUGCUCCAGCAACAGCCGCCCCCAGUGGCUGUCAGCGGUGGUGUGUGCCCUGCUCUGGGCCCUCUCCAUCGCUGUUAUUGCUGCAGUGUCUUCUCUGUGCCUGGCACACGAGCAGGAGUCCUGCCAGGUGGCUCUCAUCUCCAUGUACGCCCUCGACUUCUUCAUCUUUGCCCCAUCCAUGGUCGUUUCCAAUGUGCUCCUCUUCUUUAAAGUCCUCUGUGUCUCCCAGGGUCCCCAGCCCAAGAGACUCUACAUCGUCAUCUCCCUCACUGUCCUCUUCUUCCUCCUCUUCGCUCUUCCCCUCAGCAUCUGGAAUUUCCUGCAGCAGUUUGGCUACUUCCUCGUGCCCACCCAGGUGGUUUUCCUGCUUGCCUGCAUCAACAGCAGCAUCAAUCCCUUCAUCUACUUCUUGGUGGGCAGCUGCCAGAAGCGCUGCUCCUUGGUGUCCCUCCAGGUGGCAUUCCAGAGGGUCUUUGAGGAGGAAGAAGACAUCACAGUCUGCAGCACUGGUACCACCAUGGAUAUGCUGGGCCCAUCCUUUUGA